AUGUUCUUGAAUAUGGAUUCAGUACAGAUCAACAGUAACUGUUAUGUCUGACAUCAGAAUGACUAAAUGUCUCAGUGAAAGCCACAAGAUAAUUUCAAUUCCCCAUAGAGUUAAAGAGAUAGUUCACCAAAAAAAUAUUCUCACCUUUUUAUGUUGUUUCAAACCUGCAUGAAUUUCUUCCUUCUACUGAACACAAAAUAAGAUAUUUUGAAGACUGUUGGUAAACGAACAGUCGCUGGUAGCCAUUGAUUUUCUUCCAUAUUUCUUCCAUACUGAGGAAGUUCAUGGCUACCAGCAACUGUUUGGUUAUCAACGAAGAUCUUUUCUUGUGUUCAACAGAAGAAAUACAUUUAUACUGGUUUGGAACGUCCUGUUUUAAAUGCUGACAGAAUUAUUUUGAGGUGAAGUCUCUCUUUAAGCCACGCUGCAAGAGAGAGAGAGAGAGCUAUAAAAGGAAAGAGAGGAAGAGACUAACAGACAGUGAGAAAGAGGCACGAAGAGAUGAUUAACUUUCACUUAUGCUGCAUUUUAUACUGCUGAAGUGAGAUAUAGAAAUUUAGAGUAGCAUCAAUGUCUGAAUGUCUGAAAAUCUGCUCUUCUAUCUGUGACUUCUCCUGUGUAUUACUAUGAUGAGCCCAGAUUUAGAGAUCAACUGCACCAACUUAUAUGACCAUCGUCCUGUGGCCCGAGUUCUCAUACCUCUGGCCUAUUCCAUCAUAUGUCCAGUGGGACUUUUAGGCAAUGCCCUGGCUCUUCAUGUGAUCUUCUCCAACAUCACCAAAAUUAAUUCCAUCACGCUUUAUUCCGCCAACCUGGCUGUGUCCGAUAUCCUGUUCUGCCUGUCGCUUCCCCUCCGAGCUGUUUACUACGGCCUUGGCUUCCACUGGCCCCUGGGGGAAAGACUCUGUAAAGCCAUAACACUGCUCUUCUAUUUGAACUGCUAUGCUGGAGUAAACUUCAUGACCUGCCUGGCAGUCGAUCGCUUUGUGGCGAUGGUGUUUCCUCAGAGUCUGGUGAAACUGAGAGAGGUGAAAAAUGUGCGAUUAGUGUGUCUGGCCAUAUGGCUGCUGGUGUUUGCCCAGACAUUGCCUCUCCUGACCAUUAACUUGACCAAAACGGAGCAUGACAACAGCAUCACCUGUAUGGAAUACCCCAAUUUUGAGGGUCUUUUCAAAGGGCUACCCUACAUGCUGAUUGUGGGGGUAGUUUUAGGCUUUGGAGUCCCAGUGGUGACAAUCAUCGCCUGCUAUUCCAUUCUGACCCGUAAACUACAUCUAGCAGCAAAGUCGAACCGACUGACAGAACGUUCUGGAAAAACCAAAAAAGCAAGAGGAGUGAUCGCGGGAGUGGUAUUUGUGUUUGUGGUGUGCUUCAGCCCAUACCAUAUAGACCUUUUGCAAUACAUGAUCCGAAAACUUUUCUAUGCUCCAGACUGCAUGGAGCUACAGUCCUUUCAGAUAUCCCUGCAUAUUACGGUGUGUCUUAUGAACUUAAAUUCAUGUCUGGAUCCCUUUGUUUACUUUUUUGCAUGCAAAGGCUACAAGCAGAAGCUGAUGAGAAUGAUGAAGUGGCAGGUUGGCACCAACUUCUCCAGUGCUGGAAGAAUCUCGCCUGAAAGUUCAGGCAUAGGUGAUGAGCUCGGCACACGCCGAAACACCAAGAUAAAAAUGAACACUAUUAGAGAAGCUCUGUAAUACAAUCAUCAAC
This is a messenger RNA of Carassius carassius (crucian carp), 1707 nucleotides long. Its product is annotated as G-protein coupled receptor 183-B-like. The record is from RefSeq and is a predicted model, not a curated record. The coding region runs from base 627 to 1694 and encodes 355 amino acids. The transcript is spliced from 2 exons. Gene Ontology annotation, molecular function: G protein-coupled receptor activity; oxysterol binding. Gene Ontology annotation, cellular component: membrane. Gene Ontology annotation, biological process: G protein-coupled receptor signaling pathway. NCBI's taxonomy places the organism in Eukaryota, Metazoa, Chordata, Actinopteri, Cypriniformes, Cyprinidae.